AUGGGGCGGAUACCGCCACGAGCUGAAGAGGAGCGGAGACGUGCCGACGAGGAAAAACGUGCUGAAGAGAAGCGUGCUGCGGAGAAGCGUGCUGCGGAGAAACGUGCUGAGGAGAAACGUGCUGAGGAGAAACGUGCUGAGGAGAAGCGCGCCGAAGAGAAGCGUGCCGAAGAGAAGCGCGCCGAAGAGAAGAAACGCGCCGAGGAGAAGGAGAGAAAGGCAAAGGAGGAAGAGCACAGACGAGCCAAAGAAGCCAGGAAGAAGGCCAAAGAAGAAGAGUUCAGGCGAGCUGAAGAGGCCAAGAGGAGAAAAGAAGAGGAAGCAGAGCGCGAGCGAGCCGCAAAGGCCAAAGCCCAAGAGGAAGAACGCAGACGCUUUGAAGAGGAGCGUAAGCGUGCUGAAGAGGCCAAGCGACAAGCAGAGGAUGCCAAACGACAGGCCGAAGAGGCCAGGCGACAAGCUGAAGAGGCCAGACUGAAGCGCGAGGCUGAGGAAAGGAGACUAGCUGAGGAGGAGAGGAAGAGACGUGAAGCCGAGGCCCAAAGGCUAGCCGAAAAGGAGAGGAGAAGACGCGAGGCAGAAGCACAGCGACUAGCUGAAGAGGAAAGGAAGAAGCGUGAAGCCGAGGAAAGAAGACUGGCCGAAGAGGAGAGGAAAAGACAGGAGGCUGAAGCACAGCGACUAGCCGAAGAAGAGAGAAAGAAACGCGAGGCCGAGGAGAGGAGGCUAGCUGAAGAGGAGAGAAAGAAGCGCGAGGCAGAAGCACAGAGGCUAGCCGAAGAGGAGAAGAAGAGGCAAGAGGAAGCCGAACGACAACGCAUAGCAGAGGAGGAACGCAGGGCCGACGAGGAACGCCGGAAAGCUGAAGAAGCUCGCCUGGCGGCCGAGGAAGCCAAGAAAAAGAAGGAAGAGGAGGCUCGCAGACGAGCAUGGGAAGAACUCAAACGCGCUGAAGAAGCACGACAAAAGAGGGAAGCCGAGCAAAAGGCCAAAGAAGAAGCAGCCAACCUGUGUCUGACCAAAGACCCAUCCCAUGACAAGCAUGAUGACGGCCAGCAGAAUGACGCCAUUGCCGCCCGUCGAGACGCCUUGCCUAACAAUCAAGAAGUAUUGUUUGACGUGGGGCUCGGCGGCCCUCCAAAGAACUAUGCUGGCUAUGGUGCUGAGGACGCCAGCGAUGAAGCUGUUCUGCUGCACGCCCAUGCUGGGCAGGUAUAUGAAGCCGCCACCCGAAGCGUGCGGGGGUAUGAUGAAGAUGUCAUAGUUGCCUGGCGGAAGACCACCGCUUGGGGCGGGUGA
Messenger RNA from Exserohilum turcica Et28A, 1299 nucleotides. RefSeq lists its product as uncharacterized. Lineage: Eukaryota; Fungi; Ascomycota; Dothideomycetes; Pleosporales; Pleosporaceae. Bases 1 to 1299 code for a protein of 432 amino acids. The record is from RefSeq and is a predicted model, not a curated record. The transcript has 3 exons.